AUGGCGGCUCCCCCCGCCAGCAACGGCGUCGGCGACUUCCGAGCCUCCGCCCCUCUCCUCCGAUCACUCUCGACCUCGACCCUCGGCCCCGCGAGCAUCUCCCCCACACACUCCACAUCGGCGUCGUCACGGCCCUCGGGCCGGAGGCGGCACCGCGGCGGCGGCGGCGUGGCCGUGUCGCGGGCCGUGUCGUUCGCGUCGGCGCUCCUGUCGGCGCUGUGCGCCGGCUCCGUCACCGUCUUCAGCCUCUACGGCCACAUCUUCCAGGAGCGCCUGCACUACUCGCAGUUCCAGGUCAACGGCCUCGCCAUCGGCCUCGCCGUCGCCCUGUACCUGCCCGUGCCCCUGCUGGGCCUCGUGUGCGACCGCGUCGGCCCCGCGCCCCUGUCCCUCCUGGCCGCCGUGCUGUUCGCCGCCGGCUACGGCUUCGCCGCGGGGCUGUACCGCUGGGCGGCUAGCGACCCGGCAGCGCGCGGCGCCGGGGGGGAAGCACCCUGGGCGUAUCCGGCCAUGGUCGCUGCGUUCGUUGCCAUCGGCGUGGCCACCUGCUCCAUGUACCUCAGCGCCGUGGCGACGUGUGCCAAGAACUUCGGCAGGGGCCGGCACCGGGGCCUGGCGCUUGCGGCACCCAUCGCGGCGUUCGGCCUCAGCGGCAUGUGGGAAAGCCAGGUUGGGAGUCGACUGCUAUACGAGACGCUGCCGGACGGGAGCAGGGGAGACGUGGAUGUGUUUCGCUUCUUCGUCUUCCUCGCCGCGCUCCUGUUUGUCGUGGGGAUUAUUGGUACCUUUGGUCUGAGCAUCGUCGAUGAGAAGGACCUCAUCGAUGACGCCGUGGAAGAGUUGGAACGCAGCGGGAUCCUGGACGGGAGCAGCGCACUCUUCAGCCCCGGUCGGCCGAAUAGGGGAUAUGGUGCCAUUGAAUACUCCAACCCCUUCGGUGAUGAGGACGACGCUGGCAUUCUCGGGUCUUCCCACGACACUGAUGGUGAGGAGGCACGGAAGACGAAGGACCGGGUGCUCAACGCCGAGACCAGGAGGUUUUUGACGGAUCACACCAUGUGGUUUUUUGCGUUCGGCUUCUUCUUUAUGAUCGGGCCCGGAGAGGCAUUCAUCAACAAUCUCGGAACGGUCAUCAAGACUCUCUAUCCACCGGCGCUUAAUUUCGUCGGGACUCCAACGUCUGCAGCCACGCACGUCUCCAUAGUUGGCGUCACCAGUACGGUUGCCCGACUACUCACCGGCACCUUAACGGACAUGUUGGCGCCCAGUCCACAGGCAACACACGUCCAGAUCAUGUCUUCGCAGACCCUGCAGAGGAAACGCUUCUCCGUCUCGCGGGUCGCAUUCCUACUCUUCUUCGCCGUCAUUCUGUCGCUAGGCUUGGUGUCGCUCGCGUCGGGCUUCAUCCAGAAUCACGGGAAUCGCUUCUGGAUAGUGUCGGGGUUGGUGGGGGCCGGAUACGGCGCCGUGUUCAGCCUUACACCGAUCAUCAUCACUGUCAUCUGGGGUGUCGAGAACUUCGCGACGAACUGGGGUAUUGUCGCCAUGUUCCCUGCCCUUGGCUCCACGAUGUGGGGGCUUGUCUACUCUGCUGUGUAUCAGGCCGGAGCCAGGAGGCCGUCUGAUGCGGCAGGGGGCGAUAACGAAGAUGACAUAUUCUGCUACGGCGCUCAGUGUUAUGCCGCGACUUUCUGGGCCAUGGCGGUCAGCGUCUGGAUUGCGUGUGCUUUGGUUUUGUGGGCCUGGAAGGGCAGAAAUGGUUGGCAUUAUUAUCUAGACUGCUCUGUAUAUCUAUGUAUACGUAGCAUCCAUGGGCGGAAUACUUGCCCUUUCUUUUGUAUAAUUUACUCAAGUGCGCCUUCAUGGUCUCGAUAUCCCACCCAUGAUUCGACAAUGACAUCCGCGGUCACCAUUCCGGAACGGCGCCGAGCCAGGCCGAAGCAGGCAAAGAGCAAAGCGCAAGAUGAGCAGGUCAUGGGCACAAACAACAGCAGUAUAGUGUCCAAGCGUAGUGUCGAGAGGCUGUACUAUCCCAACGAUGCUCACUUCUUUCGGUUCUUCGUCAAGAAAUUCCAACGGAGAGCGCCUUUGAUCAACAGGGGCUACUUUCUCCGACUCCAUGUUAUCGAUGUUAUCGUACGCAGCUUUCUCAUGAGUCAGGGCGACAGACAGAAGGUUGUGGUGAACCUCGGGUGUGGGAGUGACGUCCUUCCAUGGCAGUGCAUGGACCGAUAUCCAAGUUACUGUGAAAACGCCACGUUUGUCGAUAUAGACUUCCCUGAGCUUAUGAAUAAGAAACGGGAGACGGUAUUGAGCACUCCUGAACUCAGAGCCUGUCUCACGGGUCUCGAGACCAGCGACGACUCUCCAGUUUCGCUCAAGAGUGACCAGUACUAUCAAGUCGGCUGUGACCUCGGUCAUAUAGACGUACUUCAGGCCUCUUUGUCUAGCAUCGUUGACCUCUCGGCCUGCUGUUUUCUCUUUGUUGCCGAAGUCUCCAUCACUUACAUGGAGACGGAAGCAGCGGAUGCUCUUGUACGAUGGACUAGCACCCUUGGUCAUACUGAGUUCUGUCUUCUCGAACAAAUCCUCCCAGAUGGCCCAGACCACCCGUUCGCGAAAACCAUGAUCUCUCACUUCGAGAAGCUCAACACGCCGCUGAAGUCAGUCCACACAUAUCCGACUCUCCGAGACCAAGUUUCCCGCUUCUCCUCCCGAGGCUGGAGUUCUGUUGUAGCAUGGACCUUGUGGGAAGCCUGGGCCAACAGUGCCUUCCUCACACCCAGCGCACGGCGAGAGCUGGACGACGUGGAACCAUUUGACGAGUGGGAAGAAUUUGCUCUGUUUGGCAGCCAUUACUGUGUUGUUCAUGCAAAGAGUCGCGAGGACCUCCCGGCCCUCAAACCCCCUCCUUUGGAGGGGAAGACCCAGUUCCCAGUUGAGCGGAUCAUGAUGGAUUAUCAAGAGCAUCCGGGCCAAAAGAGGCAACGUCGCUUUGGGGUUGCAAUGUCGCUGGAGAGUCCAUUGGGCGAAAGAUUCAUUGCCAAUGUCAUGGGUUCAGGAAAUAGCUCACGCCUCUCUUCUUCUGACCUCUACAGAACUAGCGAGAUAUCGGGGGAUAUCGUUGUUAAUGGCCAUGGCCCAGCUGGACGGAUGUGCCAUACCUCGACUGAGAUUGGCUCCAGCCGAGUGCUUAUUGUUGGAGGUCGCACGUCACCUACCAACCCCUUGAAAGACUGUUGGCUGUUUGCCAGGGGGACAAACCGGUGGGAGAGAUCCCAUGACCUGCCAAUCCCCCUAUACCGUCAUUCCGUCACCGGGCUUCGAAAAUCGUUCUUGGUACUGCUUAUCGGAGGCAAAACCGGUGCUUCGACCAUCUUCGGGGGCUGUCUCCUUUUCCACCCAGAAAGGGGUUGGAGAAAAUGUAAUAUUUCCGGCUACCCAUACCAACCUGUGUUCGGUGCGAAUUUUGUCUGGACAAGUCGAGAGAGCACCACAAAGCAUAGUGGCCUCCUUGUUGGCGGGAUCUCAGCAGAUGCUGAGAUUGCAGAACAGCUACUAUCUUGGACAUUGGACCUGGCCGACUUGGACAAACCGGUUAUCUCUUUCCAGAACUUGUCCAUGCCUACUACUAUUCAGCGGAGGUUGCUGAAUAGGUUCGGCGCAAUGCCUUUCUAUCGUGACGGGAAUCUCAUCCUCGUUGGUGGCGUCUCCAAAGACCACCUACUUUCUUGGGAACAGGAAAUCCUGGGGUGUGAGGUGGCAUCAAGAUCGUUCGAUAUGCACUGCAAGCUUCCUGAGCCUGACAUGCCUGGCGUUAGACCGACAGAGCGCCCACUGUUGGUUGGCCACUCAGCCGAAAUAUCAGAGGAUGGAAGUAUCGAUGUCCUUGGCGGAGGGGCAACUUGCUUUUCCUUUGGGACCUUCUGGUCACUAGGAGCUUAUACCAUCCAUACAGAGCGGUCCUGUAAUAGCAGAUCGCCAAUGGUAUUCCACAAGACUGUUGAGAUACUACCAGAGAUCGAGACAAGUCGGGGACCUCCACGACUAGGAGACGGGCCCCUCGAAGCGAAAAUCACCACGAUCCCUCGAGUGACCAUCAAAUCCAGCGAAGAUUUCCAGAUGCUACUCCAAGAUGGGCAACCAGUAGUCCUUCAGGGACUGGAUCUUGGCCCAUGCACCACGCAAUGGACCCUAGACCUGCUUUUAGAUAAAGUCGGGAGAGAUCAUCAGGUCGUAGUCCACGAGUCAUCUUCCCGGGGGAUGGAUUUCAACACCAAGAACUUCCGAUACGUGACCAAGACAUUUGUAGAUUUCGCCGCUGAGGUCAAGGAAGGCCGACGGGUUUAUCUCCGGGCGCUGUCGGCCGCAGGGCCGGCCGACUUGCCAGCCAACCUAGCGAGAGACUUCCCGAGCCUCGCGCCGGAAUUUGUGCUUCCAGCCGAGCUAUCCUUUGUCUCGGACAACACAUUCAGUUCCGUUCUACGGAUAUCUGGUCCGGUCAAUAUGUGGUUGCAUUACGACGUGAUGGCAAACGUGUAUUCCCAAAUCAGUGGCUCAAAAAGGCUUCUGCUAUUCCCCCCGUCUGACGUCCAACACCUCGGCUUUGCACCUGGCGCAUCCAGCUCGAGUAUCGACGUCUUCUCAAGCUUGGACUCCCCGUCGUUAGGGAGCACGCAUCCCCACGAAGCCGUCUUGUCUCCCGGGGAUGUCCUAUUUCUCCCACCCCUGUGGCUCCAUGCUGCCACUCCGACGUCAGACGUCAGCGUUGCCGUCAACGUAUUCUUCCGCGACCUCGCGGGAGGCUACUCCACGGGCCGGGACAUCUACGGCAACCGAGACUUGGCCGUGUACGAGAAGGGCCGCCAGGACAUCGGCCGGCUCGUGAACGGCUUCCAGAAACUCCCGGCUUCGGUGAGAGAGUUCUAUCUCCUGAGGUUGUCGGACGAACUCCGGCAUAAAUCCAAAGGCUGAAUUCACAGGGGGGAGGGAGAGCCCUUCUCGGACCGCCCUCGUUGCCAGCUACUCGGCCUUUGGCGACGACCGUAUCCUCAUCCUCAGCCAUGCCCACCAUCUCCGGACUUGGUAUCCGACCGGUUCCCCGUCCUCCCUCGCCUGCUCCAGCCCUCCCCUCCGCAUCCCGCCGGGCAGGAGCCACCAGACGAACGAGACGAAGACAAGUGUCGCCAGCACGAUCGGCUGCAGUUCGCCGACGCCUCUCCUCUCGGCGACGGCGCCGACGGCGAAGGGGAACAGCGCGCCGCCGCCGCCGCCCAUUGCGGCGGCGAACCCGAUGGCCGAGACGUGGUACCCGCUGGGCAGCAGCUUCGCGGCGGCGACGAUGGCGG
Phialemonium atrogriseum is the source of this 5348-nucleotide messenger RNA. RefSeq names its product LCM-domain-containing protein. NCBI's taxonomy places the organism in Eukaryota, Fungi, Ascomycota, Sordariomycetes, Cephalothecales, Cephalothecaceae. The record is from RefSeq and is a predicted model, not a curated record. Gene Ontology annotation, biological process: wybutosine biosynthetic process; tRNA methylation. Bases 1 to 4974 code for a protein of 1657 amino acids. The transcript has 9 exons. Gene Ontology annotation, molecular function: protein binding; tRNA methyltransferase activity.